ACUAAGAUUCCGCAGGGAACAAGACGAGCCAAUGAAUUUCCCAGCGGCUUGCCCUUCGAGGAAAAGAAAAAACAUAAAAUGCCCACCUACCAAACGGGAAAGGAGUGGAUCACAAGUUCGUGUGCUCCUGCAGGGCAUGAAAACGGUCCUCGUUACCGGUUACCGAAUCUCCUCUGCCAUUUCCCCGAAUCCUCCCCCCUUUAAAUACGCCACAUGCUGUUUCAACACCUCCAUCCAUUCACUUUCUUCUCUCGACCAUCUUUCCUUUGGGCGCUAAUCUCUCUCUCUCUCUCUCUCUCUCUCUCUCUCUCUCUCUCCACCGGCCAUGUCUCCCCGCGAGCUGAUUUCAAGCACAGAGGAGAAUGGUCCCAUGGAUUCGCUACCUCCAUUGGAUUCAGAGAAUGUAGUGGAGGAAUUCCUUCGACAGCCACCUGUCAAGGCAGUUGAUGACCAUCUCAUUGAGUUCUCCGAGGCUAUGAGAACUGUUGCAAAGGCACUGAGACUAGUUGCUGAAGGAAAGGCUACUGCUCAAGCAGAGGCAGCUGAAUGGAAGCGCAAAUACGAACUAGAGCGGGCACAGAAUAUGCAGCUGAGACAUAAAGGAACAACUGAACAACACUUGAUUAGAGUUAAUGCCAUGCAUUCAAGCAUUCACUUAACGUUGAUGAACUCAUCCAAUGAACCUAUAUUGCACAAACCAUCUAUUGAGCAAACUGAUAGGUGCUGUGGGAAGCAUGGAAUUUGCUCAGAUGAGAUUCUUCGGGAUGAAGCAAAAAACUCUGAUUCCAAGGCGUGUUUUACACUUUCAUGGGGUUGCAAUAGUGAAAAGAGUGGCCGUCACAAGCAUAUGGUUGUCUCUUUUGAAAGAGGAAACAUAACUACAGCAGAGCGCAGUAGUAAGCAGAUUUCAUUGAAAUGGGAAUCGCCCCCAAAGACCGUCCUAAUAUUGACCAAACCAAAUUCAAAUUCUGUUCGUAUCCUCUGUGCAGAAAUGGUCAGAUGGUUGAAAGAUCACAAGAAAAUAAAUGUUUUUGUGGAACCUCGAGUGAGAAGUGAACUGCUAACAGAGAGUUCUUAUUUCAAUUUUGUAGAAAGUUGGCAAGAUGAUUCGGAAAUAUUACUCUUGCACACAAAGGUUGAUCUAGUUGUAACUCUUGGUGGUGACGGGACUGUCCUUUGGGCAGCAUCGAUGUUCAAAGGACCUGUUCCUCCUAUUGUCCCUUUUUCCCUAGGGUCUCUGGGCUUCAUGACACCGUUCCAAAGUGAACAUUACAAAGACUGCCUCAAUGAAGUUCUAAGGGGCCCCAUUAGCAUCACAUUACGCCACCGGCUACAGUGCCGUCUUAUCAGAGAUGGAGCCAAAAAUGAACUGGAGACUGAAGAACCUAUUCUAGUACUGAAUGAGGUUACAAUUGACCGUGGGAUAUCAUCCUACCUAACAUACCUCGAAUGCUAUUGCGACAACUCCUUUGUCACGUCCGUACAAGGGGAUGGUUUGAUUGUAUCAACAACAUCUGGAAGCACCGCAUAUUCAUUGGCAGCCGGAGGAUCGAUGGUCCACCCACAGGUUCCUGGUAUUCUCUUUACACCAAUCUGCCCACAUUCUUUAUCAUUCCGGCCUCUUAUAUUGCCAGAGUAUGUGACUUUGCGGGUGCAAGUACCUUUCAAUAGCCGGGGGAAUGCAUGGGCAUCCUUUGACGGCAAGGACAGGAAACAGCUGGCAGCUGGAGAUGCACUCAUCUGUAGCAUGGCGCCAUGGCCUGUGCCAACAGCAUGCCAAGCUGAUUCCACCAGUGACUUCUUGCGCAGUAUCCAUGAGGGUCUCCACUGGAACUUAAGGAAGACACAGUCAUCCGAUGGUCCCAGGGAAUCAUAGCUGCUGUAGUUUCAGUUGUCUGCGAAGUAGGCCGUGCAACAUCCAUAAGGAGUGAUUAUCCAAAUCAGUUUCCAAACCAGAAUAUUUCCAAGAGAUACUUCAGUAAUGGCGACUUAUCGUUACUUCCAAAUACCUGUUGGAGAUUAUUUAGCAAUAGUUGCAACUCGAAGUCCAUCAGUAGGUGUCUAUUUAUAAAACUGAGGAGAGUCACGGUUCGUGCAGAGAAGAAGAUCAAGUAUUUAAGGGCCUGUUUGGAUACUACCAAAUAAGUUUACAUCUUUUAACUUAAGUCAUCAAGAUACUUUACUCACCUAAGUUGGUUUAGUAAGCAUCAUUGUAAAAGUAACUUGUUUGCUGAAAGCUCUGUAUCCUAAUAAGUUUUUUUUUUU
Messenger RNA from Magnolia sinica, 2265 nucleotides. RefSeq names its product probable NAD kinase 1. Gene Ontology annotation, molecular function: NAD+ kinase activity. The transcript has 12 exons. Bases 326 to 1876 code for a protein of 516 amino acids. Lineage: Eukaryota; Viridiplantae; Streptophyta; Magnoliopsida; Magnoliales; Magnoliaceae. Gene Ontology annotation, biological process: NAD+ metabolic process; NADP+ biosynthetic process. The record is from RefSeq and is a predicted model, not a curated record.